AUGGUACUUGAAAAAUUUAAGUAUCUGGAGUUUAACGUUGCAAAGACUCCGAUUGAUGUGAACCUUGCUCUUACAAAGAACCAAGGUCAAAGCAAGUCUCAGUUAGACUAUGCUCGAGUGUUAGGAAGUUUGAUGUACAUUAUGAACUGUACACGACCAGAUAUAGCUUGUGUAAUAAGUAAAUUGAGUCGUUACACAAGUUAUCCUGACCAAACUCAUUGGAUGACAAUGAAAAGAGUUUUGGGGUAUUUACAAUACACCCAAGACUAUGCUUUGCACUAUAAUAAAUAUUCUGCGAUAAUUGAAGGAUAUAGUGAUGCAAAUUGGAUCACCGGAUCAUCUGAAGUCAAAUCCACAAGCGGAUAUGUUUUCACCAUUGGAGGAGGAGUAGUUUCUUUGAAAUCAUCCAAGCAGACAUGUAUCGCUCGCUCUACAAUGGAGUCAGAAUUUAUAGCUUUGGAUAAAGCUGGUGAGGAAACUGAAUCGCUACGGAAUUUCUUGGAAGACAUUCCUUUUUGGCCUAAACCAGUGGCACCUAUAUGCAUACAUUGUGAUAGUCAAGCUGCCAUAGGAAGGGCUGGAAGCAAUGACACGUUUAGGAAUCACCUAUGUGAGCGUGAAGUGAAAGCCGCUUCAAGGAGAAUUAGAGUAAGGCCAGUUCUCUACACACUCAUGAAACCAGGCGGUGUUCAAGGCUGA
Molecule: messenger RNA, 699 nt
Organism: Lycium barbarum (goji berry)
Lineage: Eukaryota; Viridiplantae; Streptophyta; Magnoliopsida; Solanales; Solanaceae
Product: secreted RxLR effector protein 161-like
Exons: 2
Coding region: 1-699 (232 amino acids)
Source: RefSeq, a predicted model, not a curated record